GAUCCCAUGUGCCGAGAUCAGAUUGUGAUGACUGAACGGACCUGGGAAUGGGCAAGCAAGUACUGAUCAGACAUCUGCUGUCAACGCGAUGUUCCAGCGUGAUAACAUUGUAUCAGAAUCAUGCAGUGUGCAAAUCUGUGUAGCCGCUGGCGCGCUUUGAGGGCUUUGCAUAAAUUAAACAGCCGACGGCUUCGAGAACGUUCCGAGGGGUCUUGCGUCAGACCAACAAAUGUCACGAUUGAUGAGUCGGAUAGCGCACCAUGAGGGCUUGGGUUGUGACAAAAGCCUCGCCAUCUUCAUCAGACAAUUUAUCGUUACUGAGCACCCUUUGGUAUUCCCUUUUCCCUCUAUUUUGUCUUCAACAGCGUGAGCACGUCGAGUCUGCCUCGGCACCACAGUCAGCUCCAGCCACACAAGUGCCACACCGGCCGGAGACCCUUCCACACACACCGCAGCACCGCCACAUUCCUCAGGCUUUGCGACGCCCGAUUUGCGACGUCAUCGCCGUUUCCGUUUCUUCCUGUCCGAGAGCAUCCAGACUCCUCUUGCAUGACAAAAACCGAUCAUCCCUAAGUUCUUGGAUAGCAUCACAGAUCAUCUUCGCGAUUCAGUCCAUGCUCUGUCCUAGACCCACGGAGAACGCCAUCACCAUCCAUCACCCGUGAGCCGUGUCCACCACCAAAAGCUGUGCGCCCAACUCCCGCCUCGGUCUCGUGACGCAUCGGCUCCCAAGCACUGGUGACAUUCUACACUGCUCUGGACGGACACACCCAACGAAUUUAUCUACA
Molecule: messenger RNA, 788 nt
Organism: Dissoconium aciculare CBS 342.82
Lineage: Eukaryota; Fungi; Ascomycota; Dothideomycetes; Mycosphaerellales; Dissoconiaceae
Exons: 1
Coding region: 261-665 (134 amino acids)
Source: RefSeq, a predicted model, not a curated record